Messenger RNA from Corythoichthys intestinalis (scribbled pipefish), 2002 nucleotides. It is a transcript of the gene stx8, whose product is annotated as syntaxin 8. Gene Ontology annotation, molecular function: SNAP receptor activity; SNARE binding. Gene Ontology annotation, cellular component: endomembrane system; SNARE complex; membrane. The record is from RefSeq and is a predicted model, not a curated record. The coding region runs from base 397 to 990 and encodes 197 amino acids. The transcript has 8 exons. Lineage: Eukaryota; Metazoa; Chordata; Actinopteri; Syngnathiformes; Syngnathidae. Gene Ontology annotation, biological process: intracellular protein transport; vesicle fusion.
AUCUAUAUUAUUUGCAGGCAUAAUGUGCUUAAAAACUGAUCAAAUAUGGACGUUUUUGCUUAUUUAGCAAGCGCGUAAUGUUUUAAGUGGUUAGGUGGCUUUUAACUACUUUAGUUUGUGUUAACUAAAUGAAUUAAUAAGAAAUAUAGAACGUUUUUUAGUCUUUACGAUUGAUAUUUUACGGCAUAAUACACAACAAUGCGUGUACGUCUUUUUAUACUUGGCACAAGGGAAGCAAAUAAUGGAAAAGAACAAAUCUACUUAGAGAUCACAUGAUUAUCGACUGGCGGGUUACAGAAUUACGAUGCCACUUGUCGGCUGGCGCAAGAAAUUGCUGAAAAUAUCCAUGAACGCAACAGACAGCAAAGAACAGGGGGAAACCCAGCCAAGAUCAACAUGACACUAAGGGCAUCCCUUCAGAAACUCAAACAAAGUAUUCCCCAACUUAAAGAGAGUUUGCUGAGGGCUUCUUCGUCACGGCGCAUAAUGCAGUCCGAAGCAGACAGGCGACAGAAUCUAAUCGACGACCUGCUGACCAGAGAAAAGCAACUCAAUGCCACUUUUAAAGGCGACAUCCCUGAACCAGCUCCAUCCAGGUCCACAUUAAUGGCAGGAGGAUCAGGAGCAAGCGAAGGAGUAUCAGCCAACCCGUGGCUCAUUAAUGAACCAGAGGAAACAAGGGGGCUGACUUUUGGAGAGAUUAAACAACAGCAGCAACGAAUCAUUGAAGUCCAGGAUGCAGGACUUGAUGCACUAGCAGCAGUCAUCAGCCGACAGAAGAUAAUGGGGCAGGAAAUUGGCAAUGAACUGGAUGAACAGAACGAAAUCAUCGAUGACCUUGCACAUCUGGUGGAUAAGACUGAUGGCCGGAUUCACAAUGAGACACGACGAGUGCAGCUGUUGGACAAAAAGUCAGCUUCUUGUGGAAUGAUGGUGGUGAUUGUGUUGCUGCUUAUUGCGAUCAUCGUGGUAGCUGUGUGGCCUGUGUAGGGUGGAGACAACUAUGAAGAGUACAAUUUGGAUGAGAAAAUGAUUCAAACAAAGAUGAAAAUAUUCUCUCCUUUAGGUUUAUUUUUUUAAGAAUAAUUUCUACAUUGUAAAAGGAUAAGACAACACCUGCAUAAUAUGCAUACCAGUGGAAAUAAUGUUUAGAUUAUUAUGAUAGAUUUAAAAAUAAAUACUGAAUUACGUUUUUCUAUUGUGUGAUAGUGAAGAAAAAUGUAAAUGAAAGCCAGGAUUUCCUAAAAAUAGCCACCUGAAGUGGGAAGCUUAUCAUUUGCAAGUUUCCUACAUUGUCUUAUACAGUAAUAGAGAAUUAACUGUUUACAUACCAGCCAUCACUUUAAUAGUACACAGAUUUUGCUGGGGAAAAACACAAAGGCGAAGGCAGUGCCAGAAUGAUCAGGUACAGUAACUAUAAAGGCUGUGUGCCUACUUAUUUUUUUAUUUCAUUUUAUUUUUUGCUUAAAUUGUUACCCCCUGCUUUCGAGGUUAUCCGUGUUUAUGUGCAUUGGUAUACCUGACCUCACUGUCGUCAGAGCAAUGGCUCCUCUUAUAAGCAGUAUUCUGCUUGUGUUUAUUGUGUUCUCCAUUUUUUGAAAAAUAAGAAGUGAGCGAUUGCAUACUUGAGUAUGUGGCAGUAAUUUAUUCUUGCUGUUGUCUUAUCCUUUUAACUUAAAUUAUGUGCACCCUGACUCGUAUAUCAAAGCUUUGCAAUUUUCUUUGUUUUAACAGCCUUAUUGUAAUGUUGGGAAUAUUUUGUAUUUGUUGACAGUGUUGUUUUGUUUAUAAGAAAUAACCUCUUUAAAAUAAACUUCCAUAGUAUUACAAAUAUGGAGUCUUCCUGCUUUUUAAAGCAAUUUAUAUAUUGUUUAAAAUACAUUUACACUUAAUAACACCACUUUUCCUGGCUGACCAGACUUAAGAAUUAUUGUAUUUUGACCAAAUUUCGCAAAAUUGCUUUAUGAGACAAAAAAAAAAAAAAAAAAAAAAACAUUGAAAG